This is a messenger RNA of Quercus robur (English oak), 6383 nucleotides long. Its product is annotated as putative disease resistance protein At3g14460. NCBI's taxonomy places the organism in Eukaryota, Viridiplantae, Streptophyta, Magnoliopsida, Fagales, Fagaceae. The record is from RefSeq and is a predicted model, not a curated record. Gene Ontology annotation, biological process: defense response to other organism. Gene Ontology annotation, molecular function: ADP binding. The coding region runs from base 137 to 3997 and encodes 1286 amino acids. The transcript has 13 exons.
CUGCAUCUACUUAAAUGUGGUAUAAGAACUAAGAACUGCACAGGCUUUCACACCACAAGCAAAAACCAAUCUCUUUUAGCUUCCUGGAGUUACUCAUUUUGUCAAAUUCUUUCCAUUGAGAAAAGAAAAGAAAAACAUGGCUGCGACCCUAGUAGGAGGAGCAUUUCUGUCUGCAACCCUUCAAGUGUUAUUUGACAGGAUGGCAUCUCAGGAGGUCGUGAAGUUCAUCCGAGGAAGAAAAGUCCCUGCUACACUACUAACAAAGCUGAAGACAUGGUGUCUUACCCUUAACAAAGUGCUCAAUGACGCAGAGGAAAAGGAAAUCACAGACACAAAUGUCAAAGAGUGGGUUGAUGAGCUUAAGGAUGCUGUCUAUCACGCAGAGGACCUUUUGGAUGAGAUCGCUACUGAAGCUUUGCGGUGCCAAGUGGAAGCUGAUUUUGUAACCCGUACGAGUAAGGUACGUAACUUCAUCUCUACUUCAUUUGAUCAGUUUGGGAGAAAACUAGAAUCAAAGAUACAAGAAGUCGUAGAUAAGCUGGAAAAUCUAGAUUCACAAAUAAAUGCUAUAGGUCUGAGAGAAGGUGUUGAAGGGAGAUCUUCCCAAAGAGUGCCCACAACUUCUCUGGUAGAUCCAGAAACUAUAAUUUACGGUAGGGAUGAUGAUGAAAAGGCAAUAGUCAACUUGCUGCUCUCAAACGAUGUAGCAAGCAACAACCACUCAACUGGAGUGAUUCCCAUUGUGGGCAUGGGUGGGGUUGGAAAGACAACCCUUGCUCGUCAAAUCUACAACAACCAAAAAAUCAUAGAACAUUUCAGCCUUAAAGCAUGGGUUUGUGUUUCAGAAGAAUUUGACGUUCCUAAGAUAACUAAAAAAAUUCUUGAGUCUGUCAGUCCACAAAAACAUGAUCACACUGACUUCAAUAAGAUCCAAACUGAAUUGAAGAAUUAUUUGAUGGGAAAGAAAUGUUUACUGAUUCUUGAUGAUGUAUGGAAUGAAAAUUAUGAUGAUUGGGCUCUCUUGAGUAUUCCCUUUAAAUAUGGAACAUCGGGAAGUAGAAUUAUAGUGACAACACGCAACAGAAGUGUUGCAUUGAUCAUGCGCCCUAUUCAAAUUUUUAAUCUUAAUAAAUUAUCAGAAGAAGAUUGUUGGCUAUUAUUUGCAAAUCAUGCCUUUGAAAAUGGAAAAUCUAAUGCAUAUCCUGAAUUAGAGAGAAUUGGUGAAGAAAUCAUUAAGAAGUGUGACGGUCUGCCAUUGGCAGCAAAAGCACUCGGUUGUCUAUUGCACUCUAAAUUAGAUGUAGAGGAAUGGAAUAAAAUUUUGAAAAGCGAAAUUUGGAGUCUGCCUAACGAUGGGGGUAAUGUUCUUCCAGCUUUAAGAUUAAGUUACAAUUACCUACCCUCACAUUUAAAGCGAUGUUUUGCAUAUUGUUCGAUCUUCCCAAAGAAUUAUCUAUUCAAAAUGGAAGAACUUGUUCAGUUGUGGAUGGGAGAGGGCUUCUUGCAACAACACAACAAGAAUGAAGAAAUGGAAGAUAUAGGUGCUGAGUACUUCCUUGAUUUAGUAUCAAGGUCACUUUUACAACGAUCAAAUGGAAACAAAUUGUGCUUUCUAAUGCAUGACCUAGUCCAUGAUUUAGCUAAAUCUGUAUCUGGCAAAUUUUGUUUUAGAUCAGAAGGGGAUAACACAAACAAAAUUAUAGAAAAAACUCGUCAUUUUUCCUACUUAAGAACCACGUAUGACAUCCCAGAGAAGUUUACAGCUUUGUGCAAAGCUAAAAAUUUACGCACCUUCAUUGCGUUAGAAAUGAAAAAAGAAGACAAAGAUGAAGAUAAUAAGGUUUUGAAGUUCUACUUAACAAAAAAGGUACAACAUGAUCUAUUAUUGACACUAAGAUUCUUACGUGUGCUCUCUCUUUCACAUUAUUGUAAUAUAGAGUUGCCAGAGUUAAUUGGAGAUUUCAAACAUCUACGCUAUUUAGAUGUCUCUUUUACUGGGAUUGAGAAAUUGCCUAAGUCUACAUGUAUGUUGCCCAACUUACAAACGUUGAAUUUAUCAGGAUGCAAAUUUCUAGUUAAGUUGCCAAGAAAUAUGAGAAAUCUCAUUAAUUUGCGUCAUCUUUAUAUUAGUGGAACUAGCAUUAAAAAUAUGCCAAUACAUAUGGGUCGUUUACAAUGUCUUCAGACUUUGACCAAAUUUGUUGUCGGCAAGGACAUUGGAUUCCGAAUUGAAGAGUUAGGAAAACUUUCAAAUCUUCGAGGAGUCAUUGUGAUAUCGAAUCUCCAGAAUGUGAUAAACUCGACUAAUGCUUUGGAAGCAAAGUUGAAGGAUAAGGAGCACCUUAAGGAGCUAACAUUGGAGUGGGAUGCUGCCAAUGAUGUUAUUUCUCGAAGUGAAAGAGACGUACUCAACAAUCUGCAGCCUCAUACGAGCUUAACAAUGCUUGUUAUCAAGAAUUACAAUGACACAAGCUUUCCAAAUUGGGUUGGAGAUAGUUCAUUUUCAAAUAUAACCGUUGUUCAUCUAAACUCUUGUAGAAAUUGCUCUAGUUUGCCAUCACUUGGACAACUCCCCUCUCUUCUUGACCUCUUCGUUUUUGGGUUUGAUGAAGUUGUUACCGUGGAUGCUAACUUUUAUGGUAGCGGUUCUUAUACUGCUACACCAUUUCAAUCACUGAAAAUAUUGAGAUUUAAGGCAAUGUCGAAGUGGGAGGAAUGGUCUCCUUAUCACAAAGAAGGCAAAGAUGAAGAAGCUUUUCCGAGUCUCCAAGAGCUUUAUCUUGAAGAAUGUCCAAAACUAAGUGGAAGCUUGCCCAAGCACCUACCUUCUUUAACCGAACUUGGGAUUGAGGAAUGUGAACAGCUUGAGACUUCUCUCCCUACUGCUCCUUUUAUUCGUAAAUUAGUAGUAAGGAAUUGUAAUGUUGAGUUGUUGAAAAAAUUGCCACCCACGUUGCACGACCUCACAAUAAUCGGAUUCGAAAACCUGGAGUCUCUGCCAGAGGGAGUGAUGGACCACAACCACUCUGUUGAAAAGUUAUUUAUCUCUGAAUUUCCUGUGCUCAAGUCUCUUCCUCGUGGUGGUCUAUCCAGUCCCACUACACUAAAAUAUCUUUUUAUCCGUAAUUGUAAGGAAUUGGAAUUCCCGAUGUACCCCUGCUAUUCUUCCCUUGUCGGACUGAUUAUAGAAUAUAGCUGUAAUCCUCUGAAGUCAUUUCCAUUGGACAUCUUCCCGAAGCUUCGUUAUCUCGUAAUCGAAGGGUGUAGGAACAUGGAGUCCCUUUCAGUUUCGGAGGGACAUCACCUAACUGAUCUCCUACGGUUGAAAAUCAAAAAUUGCCCUCAUUUUGUAGCUUUUCCCAGUGGAGGAUUGUCGGUCCCCAAUCUCUCAGAAUUAGAAGUCAGUAAUUGCUCUCUUCUCAAUUCACUCCCAGAAAACAUGCACGCGUUUCUCCCGUCUCUUCAAUUUUUGGAUAUCAUUAAUUGUCCACAAAUUGAGUCUUUUCCGAAAGGUGGUCUGCCAUCCAAUCUAAUUUCUUUAAGAAUCAGCGACUGCAAAAAACUAAUUUGCAAUAGAAUGGAGUGGGGCUUGCAAAGACUGCAGUCUCUUAAAAGAUUAGCAUUCAUAAAUUAUGAUCGUGGUUGCUGGGAUGUGGAGUCCUUUCCGGAGGAGUAUUUACUGCCCACAACUGUUACCCAUCUUUACAUCACUGGAUUUGGAAAUUUGAGAACGUUGGACAACAACGGGUUUCAACACCUUAACUCUCUUCAAUAUUUGUCCUUGGAAGACUGCCCGAAGCUCAAGCACAUGCCAGAAGAGGGGCUGCCUGUCACAAUCUCGAACGUAAAGAUCAUUACAUGUCCUUUGUUGACGAAACGAUUGCAAAGGAAGAAGGGAAAAGAGUGGAGCAACAUUGCUCACACCCCCUUCAUAGAAAUCAUUGAGCGCAAUCAGUUGUCCAUCGAUGGUGAAUCGAGAAGAACAUUUCUCUCUUGAUUUCUGUGAAGAAGCUGCCAAAAGUAUGACAGGAUUCAUGCUCAGUUACCUGUUCUUUGAUAAACAAAUGCUUUCAAAGUGAAAAUGGAAAAGUGCGCAACUCAAAAUUCAUGCAUUGCUGCCUGUUCUAGCGAACCAAUCCCCUGUAUGCAAGGUUAAUUUCACCACUUGGCGACCUUAAUUUCAUGAAAACUCUGUGGCUGUUGGAAAGUAUGGCAGAAUUGAUAAAAAGAUUUUGAGAACAGAAAGUGCCAAUAACUAUUUGUGGGAGGCAAUGUUUUGAUUGAGCAAUGCAGAUGACCUUAGUUUCUUAAAAAUUCCAUGGCUGUUGGAAAGGAGGGCAGGAUUGAUAAAAAAAAUUUGAGAAUGGCAAGUGUCAAUGACUAUUUUGUGGGAGGCAAUGUUUUGAUUGAGCAAUGCAUAUUGGCUGGCUAAGACUACCUCUCUUUACAUUUUGGAAUUCGCAUUAAGCCUCUCCAGAGGAUAGGUCUGCUUUUGGUUAUUACCUCUCAAUGGGUGCAGAUUGUCUACCUAACUCCAGACAGCUCCAAAGGCUCAGCAUGUCAAUGCUCCUUCUGUCCUUUUUGUCCACACCAGUAGGAUCUGCGCAUCUCCCUUCUUGCUAUCAAGAACUAACUUUAACUAUGCUAAGACAAGGGUCCAGUGGCACAGAGAGAGGGAAAUCCAGCUGCUGGCCCUAUAUUGCUUAGGUUGAGGCUCAUUGACUACACUAAACAAUCUUCAAAGGUAUCUUUAAAUGUAGGGAAUUAAUAUUUCCUUCAUGCCCAUGUCACUCUUCCCUUGUGUCUUUUGUCAUAUCCGAUAGAUAUAAUUCUAUCUCAUCAUUUGGUUUGGAUAUCUUUCCAAAGUUUUGUAGUCUCAAAAUCCAUGUGUGGCAACAUCAAGUCUCUUUCAGUUUGGGAGGGACAUGAACUUGUUAUCCUAGCUUUGGAAAUCAAGGAAUGCCUUAAUUUUGCAGAUUCUCAUACUGGGGGAUUUUAGCCCCCAACCUUACACUGUUAAAAGUUCAUGAUUGCCUUUGUCUCAAGUCACUUCCUGAAAACAUGGAUACACUCCUCCCAUCUCUUCAAAUUUUGGAUAUCGCAAACUAUCAACAAGUUGAGUCUUUUCUAGAAGGGAAGAGAAGUGCUUUCCUGAGGAGGUCUUCCAUUAGUCUUAGCACUCUUCCUAUAAAGGAAUUUCAAAAUCUGAGAUCCCUAGACAAGAAGGGUCUUCAACUCCUUACCUCUCUUCAACUAUUGUCUAUCUCAGACUGCCCCAGACUAAAAGUAGAUGCUAGAAGAUGAGAUUUCUUGUAUCCAUUCUAAGCUACAGUUUCGUCAACGUCUUGCCUUGAUAAAACAAUUCCAAAAAAAAGAAUAAAAGUUAGAUGCAAGAUUGCUCACAUCUCUAUCAUACAAAUCAAUGAUGAAGUCUCAUUAUCUGAGCCAAAAGUGUAGAUGAGAUCAAAUCCCACUUGACAAUAAGCAAGUGCCACAAAAGGCUUGGUCAAACACAUUACAGGAGAGCAGUUAACAAAACAAUUGCCAAGGAAGAAGGGAAAAUAGUGGCGAAAGAUUGGUCACAUCUGUUGCAUAAAAAUGGAUGCCCCAACCCAAAUCAGGGGAUUUUCUAAACUAAUGUCUUUUGUGCACAUUCUAGUUGGAAGGGGGCUUUCAGCAUUGUCCAUUUCCUAUAUAUGAAGUUCAGUAUUUGACAAGGAAGCGGAGAAGUUAUUUAAAGUUCUUGGUACGCAACUCUCCAAUAUGGAAGAAGAGGAUGGAGAUGGUGACAAUAUUAUUCCAAAUAGUAUCAAAUGCAUUAUUGGAAAAACCUACAUCUUCCAAGUGAAAGUUACUACAUACAAUUUCUUUGUUCAUAAAUAAAACUUUACGGUAACGACAGUCUUUGAAAUUGAAGGAAAUGAACAAUUUCAGGAAACAACAAAAAGAGGGACUAAGAAUGGAAAUGAAGUAUCCAAAGAAACAGUCUUUGCUGAAGUAAAGAAAACAAAAUUUUUGAAGAAAUAAAUCCAAAACGAGAAUGUGGACGCUCAAAUAGAAGUGUUAGAUGAUUAGCGAACAUAGAAAAUAUUUAAAUGAAACUUUGAAUAUUUAGACUACAAAUCAGGUCGUGAUGUUGUGCUUUCUGAUAGAAGAAUAGAUACUUCAGAACCUAACGACUAGUUUCAGCCGAAGGUAAUAUUUUAACUCUGCAGCAAAACGGCACCAUAUCACAUUAUUACAAACGGUGACUGUUUGGUUUUAAAGAGAAUUCUUUCAGUCAACCUAUACGAUAUCGUUUGGCCUUGGAGCUUCAGAGUCAGUGUUAGCAUCUUCUUCAAAGGAUUAGCUGCUGAGAUUUUUUUUGUAAUUAGAUAUUUUCU